GGCUGCCAUGCAGGAAGGGACAGGAGCCUUGUAGUGUGUGUCCCAGCAGGGAGCAGCGCCCACUGGCACCGUGACACCUGCCCAGCGGCGGAGCACAAGAAGCAGCAGCAGCGCCAACGUCAUGUGAGCGAGCAGGAAGUGCUGGGAAAGUAGUGGGUGGCUGGCUAGCAGCGGCGGCGGCUUACUGCCAUGGGCUAACGACGCUCCUCUACACUUCUGCUGUCCAGCACUGGGAUGGCUGCUUCCAGCAACUCCAGCCUGUCCGGCUCCUCUGUGUCCUCAGAUGCAGAGGAAUACCAGCCUACAGUCUGGAAAUCUUACUUGUAUCAGUUACAACAGGAGGCUCCACGACCCAGGAGAAUCACAUCUUCUCUGGAGGUGGUGAACAGACCAAAGCAUUAUGGAAGGGAGUUUCAUGGCAUCAUUUCCCGGGAGCAAGCAGAUGUGGUGCUGUGUGGAAUGGAAGGAGCGUAUCUCAUUAGGGAAAGUCAAAGACAGCCCGGCUGCUACACAUUGGCACUUAGGUUCGGUCAUCAAACCUUAAACUACAGACUUUUCUAUGAUGGAAAACACUUUGUGGGAGAGAAAAGGUUUGAAUCCAUUCACGAUUUGGUAACAGAUGGCCUUAUAACUUUGUAUAUAGAGACAAAAGCUGCAGAGUAUAUUGCAAAAAUGACAACAAACCCUAUUUAUGAACAAAUUGGAUAUACAUCCAUGCUGAAAGACAAAAUUACCAGGAGGUUGAGCAGAACCAAGAAUGAAUCAAAGCGGAAAACUGUGACAAAUGAAAGCAAGUCUGUGGACAAGAUCACUUCUCUGGUCCGAAGAGCAGCAAUAGCCAAAAAUGACAACCAUUUCAACUACGAGAAAGCACACAACUUCAAGGUUCACACGUUCCGGGGGCCACACUGGUGUGAAUACUGUGCCAAUUUCAUGUGGGGUCUCAUUGCUCAGGGAGUCCGUUGCUCAGACUGUGGGCUGAAUGUACAUAAGCAGUGUUCCAAAUAUGUACCCAACGACUGUCAGCCGGACCUGAAGCGCAUAAAGAAAGUCUACAGCUGCGACCUGACCACCCUAGUGAAAGCACACAAUACUCCCAGGCCUAUGGUGGUGGAUAUGUGCAUCCAGGAGAUUGAAGGAAGAGGUCUAAAGUCAGAGGGUCUGUACAGAGUCUCUGGAUUUACUGAGCACAUCGAAGAUGUAAAAAUGUCCUUUGAUCGAGAUGGUGAUAGAGCCGACAUCUCCAGUACUCUCUACCCCGACAUCAACAUCAUAACUGGAGCACUGAAACUCUAUUUUAGGGACCUGCCAAUUCCAGUGAUUACCUAUGACACGUAUUACAAAUUUAUGGAGGCGUCAAAGAUAUCCAAUGCAGAUGAGAGACUAGAGGCAAUACAUGAAGCGCUUAUGCUCCUGCCACCCGCACAUUAUGAGACUCUCAGGUUCCUGAUGAUCCAUCUGAAGAAGGUUGCACUGAAUGAGAAGGAUAACUUGAUGGGAUCAGAGAACCUGGGGAUAGUGUUUGGCCCAACACUGAUGAGGCCUCCAGAAGAGAAUGCACUCGCCUCUCUAAAUGACAUGAGACACCAGAAGCAAAUCGUGCAACUUCUAAUACAGAAUGAAGACGUUUUGUUCUAAGAAAUGAAGGACUGCCAUUGGAUUGGCUGGUGGGAAGAUAAGCAGUGAGAUGAAGUUGAUGGUUCACUUGCUGGACUUGGAUUUUCAGCUGCACUGUGGACAGAAUAGAUGCCAAAAUGUAAAUGAUGACAUGUCUCAUAGACAUAAUGUAUUUAUCUUGUUUAAUUGAGGAAAAACAUUCUUGAGCGGAGGUCCGAGCGAGUCUUUUGUUUGCCUUUACUUGGCCUUUACUUAUUUUUUAAUGUCUAAUCAGUAAAGAAACUAUUUUUUUUGUCAACCCCAAAAUGAAAUUAAGGUUUGGUGAUGUUAUCUAUAGCUACACUCUGUAUUUACCUGUAAAUACCAUGUCAGACUUCCAGCCAAGCCUUAGUUAGUAACUGGGAAAAACAGGACACGCAUCCAUCCUCUAUAAUAACACCAGUCGUUUCCCAGGCCAUGAACAAUAAAUGCACACUUUAUUUAUACAUUCAUGGGGGGUAUUAGGAGAACACUGAACCUGAAUGGGAUUUCCUUGUCUGGCCACUGCAUGCCAAACAUUAGCGAACAUGAGGGCUCAUUUGCUAAUGCUAAAAUGCAAAGUGCUAGUCACAAAGGUACUUGCUCCCAAAUGCAGGUGACUUAGGCUUCUCUAAAUAAGGUUCAGAGGUGCAGUGUGCACGAUGCUGUAAUAGCGCUUUCAGCGCAGUGUGCAUGGUUGCAGGGCCGCCAUCGGGGGUGAGGGGUACUGUUGUGCCAGGCCAAGUGAAAUCUACAUCUGAUGUGGGGCCCAGCUGUAUUACAUAAAUUGCAUAAGUUAUGUAUAAAGUUACAUCGAAACUUGUGCGAAUGUAAGUAACUUCCACAAGAACUUGCAGAACUUGUGUAUCAAGCAAAAGACAAUGCAGAGAAGCUUGACAGGGGCAGACUCCACUGACCCCUACAUUCCACUGUCCCACCCCCACUGAGCUGACUGACUUAUUAGCACAAUAACUAUUUAUUUUGACUAUUUGAGCUGUUUAUUAUAGCGUAAUGUCAGCUGUUUAUAUUGGGAUUAAAUGAGAGUCUCCUGCAUGAACUUCUCAGCAGAGGACUGAUUGGUUAUUUAUGUAACUUGCAAAUGCAAAAACUUACGUUACUUUUAUAUCAACUUACAUAUAAACUCCACUGACCCCUAAUUAAUAGACUGACUACUACUACUACUGACUACUUCUACUGACUAGUUAUUGGUCCCCGCAGCAAGAUCACUUGUGCAGUUUGGCAAAAACUCAUGUAACCAAAUCAAGUGAUGACAGUGCUUAUUAUAGCGUAAUCAGCUGUUUAUAUUGCACACACAAGGGGUGUGACCAAAAUUUUGUUACUGUGCACUUUUGUUCAUGGGGAGCCCAUAUUAUGGGGCAAGUUUCUGAUGGCGGCCCUGCAUAGUUAGUUGUACAAUAAUUAUCACCCUUUGUACCUCCAAAAUCCCCUCACAGCCUACACCCAGCAAAGCAUGCCAAGCCUAUGAUUAAGUGCCCUAGGGCACAAAACACGCUGUUAUAAGUCUUAUGUUUGCUUGAAACAAACCAACUUUGCCUCUUGGUUGGAUCUGUGAGUGCCGACUGCACAUUAAUGGUAUGAGCUCCUCGAGCUGUAGGCCUGGGGCAUUUGCAGCCAGACCCCAUGUAGUUACUGGGCGCUAAUCCACCUGGGUUUACAUAACACUGCAUUGCCAGUUACAAAACUGUAAUUUACAUGGUUUAACACUUUUUCAAUUGGCACUAGCUAACAUAAAUGAGCCCUACAUUCUACAAGGCAGGAACUCUGUGUGGAAUAUUUUUUUUAAACAGUGUUAGAGCUUCCGUUUAUAAGAGUAUAUAUAAAAUAUAAAACCCCUAAAAGUAAUUUUGAUCUUUAUGUGUAGAAAUAGCUAUUGUUUGUGAGGUUAACCAGUUCAAAACCAAUAACGCUUGCUCAUUGGGUCAUUUCUUUGAUCUCGGGACAAUCCCUUCAUAAAACUCAGUGUUUCCAGCAGGUUUUCAGAGAACGUAUUUAUCACCUCAUUGAACCACAUUAAUAAAGUUUUUCAUGCGUUUGUGUUUAUUUACCCUUUUCAGUAUUGUUAGCUUGCAAGAGCACAGGGUUUAUUUGUAUGAAAUGUAUCUUGUAUUUCCAAGCACCUUGGCAGUAUAACUGUGCCCCUUUUGUACAAAGCUCUCCUCGUCAUGCUUUUAUAUCCCCCCUCCCCGAGCCCUUUGAUCUUAACUUGUUCCAUAGAACAGAGGCGCUGAUAUUCACUGCCCUAUAUCCAGAAAACAGGGUUUGUAGCAACUGACCAAAUUGCAUCAUUAGCAAAGGCAAAUAUGCUAAACCAAUACCUGGGCCAGGCAUUGAUCUGCUGUAGGUGGCCAUGAAUACUGAUAAAUUAGCACUUUUGUUGUUGCUGUAUAAUGAAUUUCCUGGACACAUGUAUACUGUGUUUGUUGGUUUGUAGAACCAGUGCAUUUUAUAAGAUGUUGUUUCAUUUGUCCACAUUUUAUUUCUUGCUGACUUAACAAAUUGUCCAUCAAGUGGGGUUUUGUGCUUUGUUUUUAUGAACCCGUCCUUUGCAGAUAAUAAAGCACCACUGGUGAAAGACACAAGUCCAUAUUUAUUAAUAAAACUGCUAAUAUGACCAGACAGUGGUUCCUUACAGUCUGUAUAGGGCUGACAUUCAGGCGAUCGGGGGGACAAUGUGUGGGUGCUACUCUGUGGAACCACCUGGAUUGCACCCCAAACUAGUGUACUAGUGCUCCAACAAACUCCCCCAUUAUCAAUAUGCACAAUUUCAAAUAAAAAUAAAAUGUAAAGCCUA
This is a messenger RNA of Xenopus tropicalis (tropical clawed frog), 4447 nucleotides long. RefSeq names its product chimerin 2 (gene chn2). Gene Ontology annotation, biological process: regulation of small GTPase mediated signal transduction; signal transduction. Gene Ontology annotation, cellular component: membrane. NCBI's taxonomy places the organism in Eukaryota, Metazoa, Chordata, Amphibia, Anura, Pipidae. The coding region runs from base 235 to 1638 and encodes 467 amino acids. Gene Ontology annotation, molecular function: GTPase regulator activity; diacylglycerol binding; GTPase activator activity. The record is from RefSeq and is a predicted model, not a curated record. The transcript is spliced from 13 exons.